AUGAUUGUAUCCAAAGAAUCAAUGGAUAUAGACCCGGCCCGAUUGGUCGACUUAGAUCCAAACUCGGGCCGAUUUGACAUUUGGGUAGGCAGGGCCGAGCACAGCAGGAAAAGGAGCAAUCUUUUUACUGUAAAAUCAGCCGUCGAGCUCGAAAAGGCGGUGGGGGCUGAGGGCGGCUACGGAAGUAGCAGCGGCGGCUACUAUGAUGCGAUUGUUGUAGGCUCUGGUAUUGGUGGGCUGGUGGCGGCGACCCAGCUGGCGGUGAAGGGCGCGAGGGUUUUGGUUCUUGAGAAGUAUGUAAUUCCUGGUGGGAGUUCUGGGUUUUAUGAGAGGGAUGGAUUCAAGUUCGAUGUUGGGUCCUCUGUCAUGUUUGGUUUCAGUGAUAAGGGAAAUUUGAAUUUGAUUACUCAAUCAUUAGCAGCAGUUGGAUGCACGAUGGAAGUCAUACCAGACCCCACCACCGUUCAUUAUCAUCUGCCCAAUAACCUUUCUGUACGUGUGCACAGAGAAUAUAACGAGUUCAUUUACGAACUUGUUCGCAGAUUUCCUCACGAGAGAGAAGGCAUUCUCAAAUUCUACGGCAUCUGCUGGAAGAUAUUUAAUUCAUUGAACUCACUGGAAUUGAAGUCUCUGGAGGAACCGAUCUACCUGUUUGGACAGUUUUUCAAGAAGCCCCUCGAGUGCUUGACUCUUGCUUACUAUCUUCCUCAAAAUGCUGGCAACAUAGCUCGAAAGUAUAUAAAGGAUCCCGAAUUGCUAUCCUAUAUUGAUGCCGAGUGUUUCAUAGUGAGCACAAUCAAUGCCAUGCAGACACCUAUCAUCAACGCAAGCAUGGUUUUGUGUGAUAGACAUUUCGGUGGAAUUAAUUAUCCCGUUGGUGGAGUUGGAGAAAUCGCAAAGUCGUUAGCAAAGGGUUUGGUCAAACAAGGGAGCGAGAUACUUUACAAGGCAAAUGCAACUGAAAUUAUAUUAGAAAAUGGAAAAGCUGUUGGAGUGAAGCUAUCAGACGGAAGGCAAUUUUAUGCUAAGACCAUAAUUUCAAAUGCCACUAGAUGGGAUACAUUCGGCAAGCUCUUGAAAAAGGAAGAUAUGCCCGAGGAAGAAAAAAGAUUUCAAAAGGCGUAUAUCAAAGCUCCGUCCUUUCUUUCCAUACACGUUGGGGUUAAAGCCGAUGUUUUGCCACCUGACACUGAUUGCCACCAUUUUAUCCUAGAGGAUGAUUGGAAAAAUCUAGAAAUCCCUUAUGGAAGUAUAUUCUUGAGCAUCCCAACGGUCCUUGAUAAAUCGUUAGCUCCCGAAGGACACCACAUUCUGCAUAUUUUUACGGUUUCUUCAAUCGAGGAUUGGGAGGGUCUCUCGCGAGCCGAGUAUGAAGCAAAGAAGGAAUUUGUGGCUGAUAAAAUAAUUAACAGGCUUGAGAAGAAGUUAUUCCCAGGGCUUAAGUCAUCUAUAGUUUUCAAAGAGGUCGGGACACCAAAGACACACAGGCGGUACCUCGCUCGGGAUAGCGGUACAUACGGUCCAAUGCCUAGAAAUACUCCAAAGGGCUUACUAGCAAUGCCGUUCAACACGACUGGUAUAAAGGGUUUGUAUUGUGUGGGAGAUAGUUGUUUUCCGGGCCAAGGCGUUAUUGCUGUGGCUUUCUCGGGAGUUAUGUGCGCGCAUCGGGUUGCAGCUGAUUUAGGAUAUGAGAAGAAAAACCCGGUGCUCGAUACAGCUCUACUUAGGCUACUCGGUUGGUUCAGGACUUUAGCAUGA
Messenger RNA from Striga hermonthica, 1758 nucleotides. Lineage: Eukaryota; Viridiplantae; Streptophyta; Magnoliopsida; Lamiales; Orobanchaceae. The record is from the annotation of a GenBank genome assembly.